Messenger RNA from Insectozyma verbasci, 1935 nucleotides. Lineage: Eukaryota; Fungi; Ascomycota; Pichiomycetes; Serinales; Debaryomycetaceae. The record is from the annotation of a GenBank genome assembly.
AUGGCUAAAGAUACAUAUCUUAAAAAAGUAUUAGGUGAAGACAAUCUUAACAAAUUAAAAGAUUCCAAAAUUUUAUUAGUUGGAGCUGGUGGAAUUGGUUGUGAAUUAUUGAAAAAUUUGGUAUUAACAGGUUAUGGAGAAAUUCAUAUAGUUGACCUCGACACAAUAACAUUAUCAAACCUAAAUCGUCAAUUCUUGUUUAGGAAACUAGACAUAGAUAAAUCAAAAGCAUUCACAAUAGCAAAAGCGGCAGAACGUUUCAAUUAUCUUGGUGCUAAGUUAAUUCCAUAUCAUGGUAAUAUCAUGGAUACAAAACUAUUUCCUAUUUCAUGGUGGAGUCAGUUUUCAUAUAUUCAUAACGCAUUAGAUAACGUAGAAGCAAGACAAUAUCUUAACAAAAUGUCAUUAUUUUUAAAAAAACCAUGGGUUAAUUCUGGAACUCAGGGGUUUGAAGGUCAAGUUCAUGCCAUAUAUCCAUUUUAUUCUGAAUGUUAUGAUUGUUUACCGAGAGAUAAAGCACCUACUACUUAUCCUGUUUGUACGAUUAGAUCAACUCCACUGGAACCCAUUCAUUGUAUUACUUGGGGUAAGGAAUUUUUAUAUUUACAGUUGUUUGAUGAGAAUGAAGUUUUUGAAUUGAAUGAUAUGGAUCAAAUUAAAAAUGAAACUGAUGAUAAAGAUGAGAUUGAAAAUUUGAAAGAGGAAGUUAAUGAAUUAAGUGAAUUAAAGAAUAAGAUUAUAAAUGAAGAUAACUUUAAUGUUGUGUUUGAUCUGUUUAUGAAUAAGAUAUUUAAUGAUGAUAUUGAAAGAUUAUUACGUAUUGAAUCACUAUGGAAAAUAAGAGAGAAACCAACUCCAUUAAAACUUGAUUCUUAUUCUACACAACUAACUGCAUUAAUUAAAGAAAAUAAAAAAUCAAUUGUGUUGAAUGAGACUGGGGUAUGGUCAGUUCUUGAUAACAUUUACAUAUUAUAUCAAUCAACCAAAAGUUUAAGAGAUAGAAUUAGAUCAGGGAAGGAAAGUUUCAUCUCAUUCGAUAAAGAUGAUGAAGAUACUUUAAAUUUCGUAGCUUCUGCAUCAAAUUUAAGAUCAUUUAUAUUUAAUAUUGAAAUGAAAUCUAAAUUUAUAAUUAAAGAAUUGGCAGGUAAUAUAGUCCCAGCAAUUGCUACUUCAAAUGCAAUUAUCUCGGGUCUUCAAUGUCAAAGUGGAAUAAGACAUUAUCAAAAAACAAAAGACCUCUUCAAUUCCGACUUUUCAGAAAGACUCACUGACACCAAAUAUUCAUUCUCCAAACAUAUAUUUAGUAAAUUGUUAUCAUUUUCAAGUAUUCAUGCAGCAAGGAUUGAAUGUCACACAUGUAGAAAAGCAAGAGGGAUAUUAAAAAUUGGAGAAUCACAAUACCACAAAUUAACACUACAAUGGUUCAUUGACAAAUUACAAGAAAAUUAUGGAUUUGAUUCUGAAUUUAUUUCAAUAGAAAUUGGAAAUUCUAAAUUGAUUUAUGAUGUUGAUUUUGAUGAUUAUUUAAAUACUACACUAGAUAAGGUUCCAAAUUUUAAAAAUAAUGAUACGAUAUUGAUCUUAGAUGAUUCUGAUAACCUCGAAAAUCUUGAAUUUUAUUUAUUAAUUGAUAAUGAAGAAAAGGAUAUUAUCGAAUUUCCUAAAUUGAAAUUAAGAAUUAAAUAUAUACCACCUGUUGAACCAGAAGAGGAAUUUCAAUUAGCUAAACCUGGAGAAUAUAAAAAACAUGAAGAGGUUGAAGUUUGUGAUGAUGAUGAUGGUGUUAUUGAAAUAUUAGAUGAAAGUGAAGAAGAACAAGAACAAGAGAUUGAAACUAAAAAGCAUAAAUUAGAUGAUGAUGUUAUAAAUCUUGAUUCGGAAGAAGAAGAAGAAGAAGAAGAAGAAGCACCAACUAAAAAGAGAAAACUUGAAUAG